UUUGAAAGAUUUGUCUUUUUAGAUUCUCCAGUUUAUGCUGUGGAGGGAAAAGAUUGAUUCUUGGUUCCCAAGUAAAAUUAUUCUGAUUUUAAAGUCCUCUCAUUUCAUCUCCAACAUGAAAACUGUUUGUUAAAAAUCGCAUAUUUUUUGUGUGCUGUUGUCUGAAUUUGUCUAGUAUGGAAGCUUUAUUUCCAGCUUCUUUCACAUCGAAUGUGGAUUGGUUUGAUGAUCAUCAAGAGAGCCAAAACACAUACUGGACCAAAGAAGAAAACAAAAUAUUUGAGCAUGCUUUAGCCAUAUAUGGUGAAGAUGUCCCUGAUAGAUGGAUCAAAGUUGCUGAGAUGUUACCUGGGAAAACCGUCUCCGAUGUGAUUAAACAGUACAGGGAAUUGGAAGAAGAUGUUUCCGAUAUCGAAGCCGGCCGAGUUCCGAUCCCGGGCUAUUUCGGAUCAUCUUUUACAUUGGAAUUGGUUGAUAACCAUGAUUUUGAUGGUUAUAGGAAGAGGACUAAUGGAGCAAAAGGGCAUGAUCAUGAAAGGAAGAAAGGUGUCCCAUGGACUGAGGAAGAACACAGGAGGUUCCUAAUGGGGCUUCUAAAGUAUGGUAAAGGGGAUUGGAGAAACAUCUCAAGGAACUUUGUGGUUUCCAAAACACCAACACAAGUUGCAAGCCAUGCUCAAAAGUACUAUCAGAGGCAGCUUUCAGGAGGGAAAGAUAAGAGGAGACCGAGCAUCCACGACAUUACGGUCCUUAAUCUCGCCAACACCGCUGCAUUUUCGAAUGACCGGAAGCCGUCUUCUGUAAGCCAGUCUGACGUUCUUGCAUUGCAGCAAAAGCUGGCCAGUGUGUCAAGAGCUGCAGGUCUUAAUUGGAAUCAGACCGAAGAUGGAUUGGGUACGGAUGGCAACCGGUUUAUGUCCUCGAAUGGUCCGAGACUUCCAGGGCAAACUCUGUAUGGCAAUGCUUAUCAUGGAGCUCAUAUGAAACCCCAAAGCUCCGUCUUCUGAACAUGUACAAGGCCGUUUUUCUCUGUGGUAAUCGAAAACGUUUCGAUUUCAUGAUGUUAAAUGGUUUGCUUGUUCCACAAUGGUGGAGUCAUGUAAUGUAAACUUGUAAUAAUAAUCGGAUUAUGAAUCAAAGGGAAGAAAAAAGAUCAGAGAGGACGA
This is a messenger RNA of Hibiscus syriacus, 1166 nucleotides long. Its product is annotated as transcription factor DIVARICATA-like. The record is from RefSeq and is a predicted model, not a curated record. The transcript is spliced from 2 exons. NCBI's taxonomy places the organism in Eukaryota, Viridiplantae, Streptophyta, Magnoliopsida, Malvales, Malvaceae. Gene Ontology annotation, molecular function: DNA binding. The coding region runs from base 177 to 1007 and encodes 276 amino acids.